AUGAUGAUAGACUCGCUGAUUGAGAACAUCGUUGCCAGUGGCACGUACGAUGAUGAUUUUCUCCGUAGAAUUGUUCUGGUUCUUCUAGGCACGGUUCUUGCACCGCAGUCCACGAAAGAAGUUCCUAAUGCUUAUUACAAGUUAGUGCACGAUGUGGAGGCCAUCAAAGCAUUUAAUUGGAACGCGUUUACUUUACGCUACUUGUUUUGGGAGAAAGUGCAGCCACUGGAUGAUGAGGCAUUUGAUCCAUUGGCUCAUGAAUAUCCGUUGAUGCUUAAUUGGUCAGAAGAUGAGGCUAAGAAGCGUGACGCGUACGACACGUCAUACAGCCGUGGUAAUGGGACGAUUGAUGACGUGAUAAGUGAGAAGUACAGGCAUACAUUAAUUGCUCAGCAAGGAAGAAAGGCGGAGGAAGAAUUAGAGCAAGAAAUAGAGCAAGAAGAUCGUGCCCAAAAAAAGAAAGAUAAUAGAGAUGAGGCUUCAUCGAGCAGGGAUAGUACAUUAGAUCAAGUGAUGAAAUGCAUCAAAGAUAUGCAAACUCAGCAAGGAAGAAAGGCGGAGGAAGAAUUAGAGCAAGAAGAUCGUGCCCAAAAAAAGAAAGAUAAUAGAGAUGAGGCUUCAUCGAGCAGGGAUAGUACAUUAGAUCAAGUGAUGAAAUGCAUCAAAGAUAUGCAAAAAGAAAUUAGACUUCUCCCUCAAAAAUGUGCGGAGAUAGUAGUAGAGAAGCUGGAGAAGAAAGGUCUUGUAUUUAAGCCAAACAAGGGGUCUGAUGAUGACAUUGAGUUUGUGGAGCAUAGUGAAGACUGGGUGGGGAAGUAUGGUCCAACAAAAUACAAAUCAUCAAAAUAUUGGACAGCUGUAAAAUCAACUCCUGCAAAAGAAGAUAUAGACAACAGGGUGGACGCAUCCUUCACCACUGGGAACGGGAAUAAAUUGGCGCGUGAGAAAGGUGUGCAUCACAACACACCUGGUACAGGAGAUGAAGGAGACCCCUUUGUUAUUGAGGACAAUGGUAAUUCACCCAACCCAUCUCUUGCGACGGUAGACAUGAAUGACUUUCCGGCUAUUACUUCAACCCCCAAGAAUAUGAAUGAAGUGUCAGACGGGUCUAGCGCCGAUAAAUCUGAGGAGAUUAGUAUGGAUAGUCUGAACACCCGUAUUAAAAAUGCGAAAGAAAAUGGCACUCCGGAGAAUGAUGGGAAGGAGAAUGAUGGGAAACGCAAGAGGAAACAGUCAAAAUAUUGUCUUUCACCUUACCAGCAGAACGGUGGACGUAAACGUGCAAAGAAAGGUCUGUUUGGUAUAAGAGCUGCUAUGAUUAAUACUGAUUACAUUAAUGAGGAUCACAUAGAGGCCGCGAAGGUUUAUAUCCGGACACUGGCAGACUCAGAGAAGCUUUGCAGCAAAACUGUCGUGCACAUGACGGGAAUUGGUGGGGAAACAUGUACACCUGAAAUGCUUGAAGCCAUCAUUUCGAAAAAGUGGUUGCAUGGCGGUGUCAUCAAUAGUUAUUGCAACCAUAUGCAGACCCAUAAUCCUCGUGCUGACCGUCACAUAUUAUCAUCUUGGGUAUCCCACUGGCUUAUUCUUCGUGCUGAUGGAAAGGUUAACAACUCUAAGAGGCAUUUUAUGGAUCACUUCACAAACCAAACUAAAAUGGUGUCUAGAGUUAGUGAAGAGUAUUUCAUCAAAGAUAAGGCAUACUUUCCUUUUCAUGUGGAACAAAAUCAUUGGAUAACAGUUCUUAUGCACAACAAGAAAAAAGAGUUUCAAGUUUUAAACUCUACUGGUAAAUGCAGCAAAAGAGUUCUUGCAAAGAUUGCUAAGCUGAGGGCAGAAAUAGCAAAUGAUACAAAGGAGGUGAAUGCUCUUAUUGAAACGGAACAUCCUGACGUAUCAUCCUGGCCAAUAAGGGAGUACGAUAUGCCGUCACAAACAGACGGAGUCUCUUGUGGUCUUUUCGUGGUGAAAUGCGUUCAAAACUGGGACGGAGAUGAUUGGACAUUUGAGUUCGAUCAAGAUGAGGUUAAUGCUUCAAGGGGACGCAUUCUAGCUGAAAUACUUUUUUCAGAAUGCAACACGAAGGAAGUAGUGAAAGAGAAGAUCCUCAAGAUCAUGGAGAAGAAAUGA
Aegilops tauschii subsp. strangulata is the source of this 2130-nucleotide messenger RNA. RefSeq lists its product as uncharacterized. Gene Ontology annotation, molecular function: deSUMOylase activity. Lineage: Eukaryota; Viridiplantae; Streptophyta; Magnoliopsida; Poales; Poaceae. Gene Ontology annotation, cellular component: nucleus. Gene Ontology annotation, biological process: protein desumoylation; proteolysis. The record is from RefSeq and is a predicted model, not a curated record.